AUGUGUGGGCGAUACGCAUUGGGCCUCCGUGCCGCAUUUGUCCGCUACCAGCUUCAGCAACAGGGCAUGCCAGUUGAUGAUGCACCCAACGACGACGAAGCCCGCGAAACAUACAAUUUCCCCCCUGGAUCCUUUGGCCUCGUCUACCGUGCAGAUGUUCCCGACCAAGGCGUCAGAGAUAACAGUGACGAAGCGGAAAGCAGCGACGAUGUAGAGCACGACGGACAAGCACAGGAACAAGAACAAGAGCCGCAGGAGCCAAGCGCACCUACGUCCAGUCAAUCGAAGAAGCACUUCAACUACCAGCUCAAGGCCAUGAAAUGGGGUCUGAUUCCCUUCUGGACCAAACGCGCACCAGAUUACGGGUCCAUGCUGCGCACCAUCAACUGCCGCGACGACUCUCUGAUCGAAAAUCGGGGCAUGUGGAACACGAUGAAACAGAAGAAGCGCUGCCUGGUUGUGGCGCAGGGGUUCUACGAGUGGUUGAAGAAGGGACCCGGCGGGAAAGAGAGGAUCCCGCAUUUUGUCAAGAGGAAGGAUGGCAAUCUGAUGUUGUUCGCUGGACUGUGGGAUUGCGUCAAGUACGAAGAUACAGAGGAGAAGCUGUACACCUACACCAUCAUCACGACGGACGCGAACAAGCAGUUGCAGUUUCUCCAUGAUCGGAUGCCUGUCAUCCUGGAUCCGGGGUCAGAAGAGGUCAAGAUGUGGCUGGACCCGACAAGGAACAAGUGGAGCAAGGAGCUUCAGGCGAUUCUGAAACCGUACGAGGGCGAACUCGAGUGCUACCAGGUGGAUUCGGCCGUGGGGAAAGUGGGAAACAAUUCGCCCAGCUUCAUUGUCCCGAUUGACAGCAAGGAGAACAAGAAGAAUAUCGCGAAUUUCUUCAGCAAUGCUAGUGCGAAGAAGGCCAAGGACAAAGUCGAGGUGAAAUCAGAACCAACCCAACCUACAGCUGAAGAUACUGGGGGUGAAAAUAACGCACCGCCGCCCGCAGCGAGUACUCCGGUUGAAGAGAAGCAAGGAACAAAAAGGGAGUACGAUGAUGAGCUCCAGGGAAGCCCGACGAAGAAACACAUGAAGCUGUCCUCCACUGCUCAGUCGCUGAAGUCUCCUCCAACCAAGACGACUCCAGGCAAGAAGCCGAGGAGCGCGACCAGUAACAAGGACAUGACUCUGAAGACGAGUCCCGCAAAGAAAGUUGAGCCAGGAACGCAACGAAUCACGAAUUUCUUCACCAAGUGA
Fonsecaea multimorphosa CBS 102226 is the source of this 1245-nucleotide messenger RNA. RefSeq lists its product as uncharacterized. Lineage: Eukaryota; Fungi; Ascomycota; Eurotiomycetes; Chaetothyriales; Herpotrichiellaceae. The record is from RefSeq and is a predicted model, not a curated record. Gene Ontology annotation, molecular function: single-stranded DNA binding. The transcript has a single exon. The coding region runs from base 1 to 1245 and encodes 414 amino acids. Gene Ontology annotation, biological process: DNA damage response.